UCCCCCCACUCCCGUCGCAACCUCUCCGCUCCCAACAUGACCUCCUCUGUCAUCACAGGUAUUGCAGUGGUCGAGCGGCCCCGUAUCAUUGACACUUCGCAGCCAAGGAGUGUAUGGCUGGAUGCUGGCAUAUACUCAGGCAAUCCUCAUCAGCCGCUCAUUGCAAACUUCCGGUACUGGAACGACGGAGGUGUUGAGUUUGGGGAUGGGCCAAUCGUAUGUUUUAUUGUUGCAACGAUGCAGCCACAUGCGAGGGUGAACUCCUCCGUGCUCAGCGCCACCGACUACGACAUUGUUGGGGAUAUUCUACAGCUCAUCCCUGCGCCCGGAGCUGAUCCAGCGCAUUCCCCGUUCAUCUUUGCAUGCGGGCAGGCCACCAAUAUCCAAAACAACAUCUCAAUGUUCGACGUACUGCCAACUCAGUAUGUGUCCCAGCUGCCACUUCGCCAGCCAAGCAACUUCCCGAUGCGGGUCGAGAUCCCCUCCUCAAAGCGCUAUGAAAGCAGGGGCAAGCCCAUGCCCAAGAACACCGAUUCACGCUUCCACGUUCAAGGUUUUCUCAAGGACGUUACACGUGGCGCGGAUGAGGUGGUGCAGUGGUUCAAUGUCCGCUUACAUAACAUCGUCUACUUCGACAGACUCCCAGUCCCUCCUAUCCACAGUGAGUGA
Messenger RNA from Rhodofomes roseus, 669 nucleotides. RefSeq lists its product as uncharacterized. NCBI's taxonomy places the organism in Eukaryota, Fungi, Basidiomycota, Agaricomycetes, Polyporales, Fomitopsidaceae. The record is from RefSeq and is a predicted model, not a curated record. The transcript has 3 exons. The annotation marks the transcript as partial.